Theobroma cacao (cacao) is the source of this 1442-nucleotide messenger RNA. RefSeq names its product cinnamoyl-CoA reductase-like SNL6. The record is from RefSeq and is a predicted model, not a curated record. Gene Ontology annotation, molecular function: oxidoreductase activity, acting on the CH-OH group of donors, NAD or NADP as acceptor. Gene Ontology annotation, biological process: steroid biosynthetic process. Lineage: Eukaryota; Viridiplantae; Streptophyta; Magnoliopsida; Malvales; Malvaceae.
GAGUGGAGCCUCCACUUACCACCCUCGUGUCUUUCCAUCUAAUAUUCUCCAUCUACCCUGCAACAGGCCCCUCAGAUAUAAAGUUCAGACCUUUUUAGAGAGAGACAGAGAGACAGAGAGAUGAAAGAAGUGGCGGUUCCAAAACCAUUCUUGGUGCCUGUUUUAGGAAAGGAGCAAAAGUGUGUCGGGAAUAUUUUUAGUUCUAGUUUGAGUGCAAGAGAGAAGAAACUGAUAUGUGUGACUAGUGGGAACUCUUACUUAGGUUCUUGCAUUGUGAAGGAGCUAUUGGCUCGUAGUUACCUUGUUCGAGUCACCAUUCAACAUGAAGCGGAAUUUGAAGAUGUGAAAGAUCUGAUGGGGGUGGAAGAGUUAAAUCUAUUGGAAAGUGUGGUGGUAGCAAAGAUAGAAGAUUCAGAAAGUCUCUGUGAUGCUUUUAGAGGCUGCCAUGCUGUUUUUCAUACGUCCUCCUUCAUUGAUCCACAUGGGAUCUCUGGUUAUUCGGAACAAAUGGCAUUUCUUGAGACUGAAGGGGCAAGGAAUGUCAUGAAAGCUUGUGCUAAGGCAGCCUAUAUAAAGAGGUGUAUCUUCACAUCUUCUCUUCUAGCAUCUAUUUGGAGAAACGACAAUAUAGAUAGGACCAUUGAUGAGAGCUGUUGGAGCAGUGAGGAAUUUUGCAGAGAAAAUAAGCUCUGGCUUGCUUUGGGUAACACCAAGGCUGAGAAAGUUGCUUGGAUGAAGGCAGGAGAACUAAAAGUAAAACUUGUUACUUUAUGCCCUGGUCUUCUCAUGGCUCCCACAUUUCCAACUGCUCACAAAGAAACUUCUAUACCAUACCUUAAAGGAGGCCAGAUCAUGCUACAACAAGGCUACUUAGCAAUUUCAGAUGUGAAGAAAGUGGCUGAAGCACAUGUCCAUGUUUAUGAAGCCAUGGAUUAUGGGGCUUCUGGACGAUAUUUUUGCUUUGAAAGAGUAGUAAGAAGAUUAAAUGAGGCCAUAGAGCUGGAAAAUGGGCUGAAGAUGCAGGGUUUGUUGUCAGGAGAAAGACAUGGACUCUUAUCGGAAGAUGAAGGUGAAGAAAUUCCAAGCAAAAUUAGCAAUUCAAAGCUCGCCACCCUCUUAUUUCAGGCCUCUCAACGGUUGUCUUGUAAAAGUUGAAACCUCAUUGUUGCAACAUUUUGUUGGAAUUUCUCUUUUACCACUAAUUCAAUUGGAGAGAGAGAGAGAGAGAGAGAGAGAGAACUUAAAGAGCCCGUGACCACUCUCCCAGCUCUCAUUCAAGAGAACUUGGACGAGUCACUAGAAUGCUUUGAGGCAAAAGCUAUGAUCAUCAAUGCAAUAUUCAAGAAUAUUUAUUAAAUAAACAGUGAAGAACGUCGUGUCAUGACAUUGUAAGCAUGCUGCCAAGCAUCGCUGUAAUCGAUCUGAAUUAUCUGUUCCUGGUA